Caenorhabditis bovis is the source of this 912-nucleotide messenger RNA. The record is from the annotation of a GenBank genome assembly. Lineage: Eukaryota; Metazoa; Nematoda; Chromadorea; Rhabditida; Rhabditidae.
AUGGAUAUUUGGAUUCAAGUAAUAAACACGAAAUUGGAAUCCGAAGAAUUCGAAUUUGAAGGAAUAUUUUUAGGUGGCAAAAUUGUGUUACAGAAAGAUUUUUUCGAUGAAAAUGACGCAUCAACCUCAUCAGGAUGGCUUCUUCAUGCUUAUUUCAGGCCAAUUGAAUUUAAAGACAGACCUUUUAUAGCCGAUAUUUGUUUUCGAUAUGGAACUAGGAGGAGAGAGAUUAUGUCAAUUUUUGUCGAAAACGACACAUUCUUGGGGCAUGUGACGUCCAGAGAGAAAAAAGGAAGAAUUAUAAUUGCAGCUAGACUUAGGAAAUUCCUGUGUGGAGUUGAUCUCAAACAACCAUCGAGUUCUCGAAACUUCAUUGUUCAGAAUUUUGACGCAAAAUUAAAGGAAAGCGUCCUCUAUUAUGUUAGCACAAUCAAAUUGAGCUUCAUCGGAGGAGAUUUGUUCAAAAAAUGGCACGCGCAACACGAAAUCGGUGUAUUGACCGUAAAUGAAGCAUUUGAGACAUCGGCGAUUGAAACGUUAUUGGAUUCCACUGCCAAAUAUGACGAUAUUGUGAUUAUGAGGCAUACUGUAGACAGGUUAAUUCUUCUUGCGAGAAAAUUCCGAAUGCACAAACUUAUGAGAGCGAUUGAGGAUUACAUUGUGAGCACAAAAUUGUUAAGUUGGGAUGAGAAAAUGCUGCUAGCGCUUCAAUAUCGAAUGAGUCCACUUUACGUGCAGAUUCAGAAGCAAUAUUUGAUGUCGCCAUGGACGACACUUUGCAGGGUCCAGCGGCUUCUGUUGUCUCAUUACGUUAAAAAUGGAGCCGAAGAGGUUUCGAAUCCCUAUGAGCAGCUUCAUAAGCACUUUUUAGAACUUAUCAUGUUAUCCGAUCAAAAUAUUUGUAUUGGAUAG